AUGACGACCUAUACGAAGGAAAUAUUUGCGGAAAAUGCGCAGGAGGGCAGAUACCUGGAUAUAAAAUCAAAACAUGAUCAACCGGAUCUGCAAGUACGGGGCGGCAAAAUGGGUGGCGCCGGAAGUGCUGCAAACUUGGUGACGACUCGCGCUUCCUCGAGACGAGCCGCUGGUGAGCAGCUUCGUGAGCUCUUCAACUACCUACAGACGAGAUCAUGGAACGAAGCGGUGGGAAUUUUAAGGCGUAUCCGAGAAACGGCAGACCCUUUGGAGGUUGUCCGCCUUGUUAGGGAUGGCGAUCUUCUGUUACUCCACGCUGGGCCAGAGGAAAAGCAGAUGGUGUCUGUAGAGCCACAAAGCCCUUCCCAACACCCAAGCCGACUAAUCCCCAUCACAACCUCGCCUUGGACUACUGUUACUGACAGUAGUACCCUUAAACGCCUUAUCAGCAUAUUCUUCGAAAAAGACCAGCGAUUUCUCAUGUCAUUCAUUGAUAGGGAUAUGUUCCUCAAGGAUAUGCAAGCUGGCCCGCAGUCGUCUCAGAAUGGAUGGUUUUGCUCCGUGCUAUUAGUCAAUGCUAUUUGCGCCUUUACAGUGCGCUAUUAUGCCACAACCUUUGCAACCAACCCAACACAUAAAGGUGACCUAGGGGAGGCAUUCUUUUCUGAAUCGAAACGGCUGCUCGACUUGGAGGCUGGGAAACCCUCACUCCCAACUGCGCAGGCACUCCUCAUCAUGUUCUCGUACUGUUCCAUAAUGGGUCGCGACCGAGCGGGAAAUCUGUUUCGCGCCGCAGGUUACGAAAUGAUGAAGCGUGUAAUGCCAAGAGUUAAUGCGGCACUUUCGAACAACACUCAUGCGCCCGAAAAGCGUCGAGCCAUUUUAAAAGCCCUUUGGGGGAUGUUCUGUUUUGACAGUGUAUGUUCCUCAGUCUAUUUGCGGCCAUCGCUAUUUUCUACACCAGAGAUACCUCAUUUGUACGAGUUAGUCGAUAGGAUGGAGCAUUCCCAGAGUGAAUCUGGCGAGGGAGGGUCAGGCAAGGCGCGGAUAGGGUCCGAAAGGGAUGAUUUGACACUAAAGUAUGCUUGUGAUUUAUCCGAAAUCUUCAACAAGGCCAUGCUAAGGCCUCGCCUUAACGGACCUGGAGCUAGCAGUUCACAACUAGCGCAGCUUUACGACGAGUUGCAGAUGCUGCAAGCCAAGUUACCCAAGGAACAAGGAUACAAGGAGACUCACCACUACGAACAUUGCCACUUAUGGGCGUAUCACCACGUAGUGGCUGCCAACAUCGCGCGACUCGUUCAGAAUCACGACACGCAAAUGCUCUCCGAGGAGCACGCCCCUGCGGACAAUUUUGUUGGCCACUGCCAAGGCAUCAUACAGAAUAUUGAUCGCCAUCUUUAUCGGCACCCUUCCGAACGCGACGGCUCCCUGACUAUCCUUUAUUUCGCCUACACAUGCACAACGGCGCUGCUCGAUUAUGUCAACACCUCAGUUUCGGCGUCGCAGACAUUUACACGAGCUUGCCAAAUAAUUCACGAGGCAAAGGUAUAUCCGCUAUCAAACCUUCUUCUUGAAGGACUGGCAGCUGUUGCACAUCAAAUUAGUGUACAGCUACCAGAUGACACGGCGCCCUACUUCAGUAAUAUCCCCACGGACGAACUGGAGCAUGGGGAUAUUGCUCUUGGCUUCGCCGUGCCCAUACGCUACCAACUUUCCAAAUUGUUAAGCGAUGAAGAAUUGGAUUUCGAUCCAGAAGGUUUAGGGAUCGAACUGGGUGAUGUAAUUGCGCGAAGUAGAGCAAAUCGCAGAAUAUGA
Molecule: messenger RNA, 1818 nt
Organism: Pochonia chlamydosporia 170
Lineage: Eukaryota; Fungi; Ascomycota; Sordariomycetes; Hypocreales; Clavicipitaceae
Product: fungal specific transcription factor domain-containing protein
Exons: 5
Coding region: 1-1818 (605 amino acids)
Biological process (GO): DNA-templated transcription
Molecular function (GO): zinc ion binding; DNA binding
Source: RefSeq, a predicted model, not a curated record